Pristis pectinata (smalltooth sawfish) is the source of this 8868-nucleotide messenger RNA. Its product is annotated as RNA-binding E3 ubiquitin-protein ligase MEX3C. Bases 1985 to 3700 code for a protein of 571 amino acids. The transcript is spliced from 2 exons. The record is from RefSeq and is a predicted model, not a curated record. Lineage: Eukaryota; Metazoa; Chordata; Chondrichthyes; Rhinopristiformes; Pristidae. Gene Ontology annotation, molecular function: RNA binding.
UAGAAUUCAAGAAGAUACAGACAGGCUGGUGAAAAGGGCAGACAAGUGGCAGAUGAAAUUUAAUGCAGAAAAAUGUAUUAUUUUUGGUACAGAGAAGAGACAAUAUAAACUAGAUGGAACAAUUCAUAAAAGAAGAGAUCUGCCAAUACAUGUCCAUAACUCACCGAAAGGAGCAAGGUGGGUUGAGAAAAUGAUUAAACAAGGAUAUGGGACCCCAAGCUUUAUAAAUAGAGGCAUAAACAGCAAUAACAAUAAAGUUACAAUGAGUUUUUAUUUUUAAAAAAAUGGCUCAGUUUCAACUGGCCUACUACAUCCAGUUCUGAGUAUCACACUUUAGGGAAGAUGUAAAGAUUGCACAAGAUAUUUACCAAAAUGAUUCCAAGGAAAAGGGACUUUAGUUAUGUGGAUUGACUGGAUAAGCUUGGGAUUCUUGUUCUUCCUCAUUUUCUUGGAGCAGAAGUUACAAGGGACCAGACAGAGGUACUCACAAUCACAAAGGGUAUUGACCAGGUAGAUAGACAGAAACUGUUAUCAUUGAAGGUAUGGUCAAAAACCACAGUGUAAAGAACAGUGAUUGUCAAGAAAAUCAAAAGUGAGGAUUUUUUUAAAGAAAACACAGUGACCGUUUAAAGUGAACUGCUAGAGUCAGUUGUGGAAGCACCUUCAAUUGCAACAUUCAAAAGGGAACUGGAUAAGCAUCCAAAAGAACGUGCAGGGCUAUGGAAAGAGGGCCAGCUGGAUUGCUCUUACAUAAAGACUGCAGAUCCUCGAAUCUGGAGCAACAAACAAGGUGCUCAGUAGGUCGGGGAACAUUUGUGGAGGGAAAUGGGUCAGUCAACCUUUUGGGUCAAGAUGCUUCAUCUGCAACCUCAAUCAUGCUGUAAACAUUCUACAAUAUAAUGUAGCACAGAAACAGGCCCUUUGGCCCAACUCAUCUGUGCCAACCAUACUGCCCACCAAACUUGUCCGAUUUGCCUGCAUUUAGCCCAUAUCCCCCUAAACCCCUCCUAUACAUGCACUUAUCCAAAUGUCUUUUGAAAGUUAUCACAAACAAUUAUGGUCCAGAUUUCACUGCCUUUAAUAAUAAUGAAAACAGAAUCAAUCUACUAACUUCCAAAAGGAAAUUGGAUCAAUAUUUGAGAAAAAAAUAAUGUGCAGAACCUUGGCAGGAAAAUGUCAAUCAGACUCAAUGGACCAAGUGACCUCCUGAGCCAAAACGAUUGUACGAUUCCAUGACUUCAAACCUACUUCAUUGUCAGGAAGGCGCUUUGAGGCAUUUUGAAACCCUGUUAUACAUUCUUCCUUUCUGCGGUCGUCAUGUUUUGCCAUCUCUAGGUUUUGCUUCCGCCUCUUUUCUCAGGACAUCCCAUUCCACAGCGUCCUCAACAACAAUCUUAUUUCAGUCACUCCAGUGGAGGGAGCAGGGCGUGACCUUGCCUCAGCCGCCAAGAAUAAAGAUUGACCAAUCAGCGAAGCGUCACCAGUAGGAACACAUCCAGCCUGCACCAGUUUUGUUUUUUCUUAACUGCACACCCUAGCACAGUAAAUCUGGAAGAUACACGGAAUAAUUAGAAAAUGGAUCUUGUUCAUUGAAUUUAAAAUACCCCAACAUGAAGCCUUUGAAGGGGAGGUGUGACGCCAUCGCGUCGUCUCGGCGAGUGGAGGCAGGCGGGUCGAGAGGAAUCAAUAAGCGAUUGAUGGCUCAGCUCCCCAAUCAGUGCUGAGAACCGCACGUCAGUUCGCGUCGGACGUCGAGCUUGAUUGGAAGAGGGCGUAUUCCCAAUUGGAUAGAGCCAAUGGGAUUCAACGUCCCGUCAAUAAGGGGCGUGGCUAUGGACCUUCCGACGAUGGAGUGAAAGAACAAAAGAAUUAAUUCAGGGGCGCUGGCGCUUUUAUAGAAAGAAAAAUAUUUUUUUAAAAGUAGAGGUUUAUUAUUUAAUGAGGAAAAUAUUUAAUGAUAAUCUUGUCCUGUUAAUGUUAUACAAUGCCGAGUAGUACAGUGUUUACAGACAUGGAGCGGGACGAUGGCGACUCCAGGCCGCUCCACAUCGCCAUGGAGCAGCUCACCGUGUUCGGCCUCGAAGACUCGCCGCCUCCUCUCGCUCCUCUCGCUCAGCAUCGCCGGGGCCUGGAGGCCGAAACUCCACCUUCGCCACCGCCUUCAGCUGCCGCUGCCGGCGGAGCUCCGGUGGCUGUGGCCGGCUCGCUCCUCCUGCAGGGCUCGGUGACGGGCAGUCCGCAAGGAGCGGCUCCUUGUCCGUGCCCUGCCGCUCCCGGCGGCCUGCCCCUCGUCUCCUCCGUCCUGGCUCUGUUCGAGGCCGAGCAGAUCCAGCAGCAGCAGCCCAGAAAAAAGAGCGUCAACAUGACCGAGUGUGUGCCGGUGCCCAGCUCCGAGCACGUCGCCGAGAUCGUGGGCAGGCAGGGUUGCAAAAUCAAGGCAUUGAGAGCAAAAACCAACACUUACAUCAAAACUCCAGUUAGAGGAGAGGAGCCCAUUUUCGUUGUCACUGGGAGAAAGGAAGAUGUGGCAAUGGCUAAAAGGGAGAUAAUUUCAGCAGCAGAACACUUCUCAAUGAUACGAGCAUCUCGAAACAAAAAUGGAGCAGUACCUGGGGCUCCAUCUGGAAUACCUGGCCUCGCUGUACCUGGCACCCCUAAUCUGCCUGGGCAAACCACCAUUCAGGUACGAGUGCCCUACCGAGUGGUGGGUUUGGUGGUAGGGCCCAAGGGAGCCACAAUUAAGCGAAUCCAGCAGCAAACCCAUACAUACAUAGUCACUCCCAGUCGUGACAAGGAGCCAGUGUUUGAAGUGACAGGCAUGCCUGAAAAUGUUGACCGAGCCAGGGAAGAGAUAGAAGCACAUAUUGCUGUUCGUACUGGCAAUUACAUUGAAAUCAAUGAAGAAAAUGACUUCCACUCAAAUGGAACAGAUGUGAGUUUUGAUAGCAGUGGGUUCGAAUCCACAUGGGGGAAGAUGAACUCUGUUCCUACUACCCGCAAUAGACUUCUCUCCAGCUACAGGAAUGACAGCUCAAGCUCCCUUGGGAGUGGAUCAACUGAUUCCUAUUUUGGAAAUAACCAGGUGGCUGACUUCAGCCCAACGAGUCCAUUCAGUGCAGGUGGUUUCUGGUUUGGAGAGUCUGUUGCGACCAUGAGUUCUGAUGAUUUGGGGUUUGAAUCUCCUGCUUUCGACCAGCUUCCAGCCACACCUCAGUCUGUGAUCUGGUGUCCAUUUGAACAGGGAAAUCCUAUUGGCAUCGGUAAUGAAUCAGCUACUGGUGCAAUAACCCAUGAUAGCCAACCAACUACCCCCCGCCUUUCACCAACCUUUAUGGAAAACAUAGAGAUCCACCUUGCCAGGAGGCCUUGCAGUGAUCCCUUGAACAUGGCCAGUCAAGUUGGGCUUCCAGUAUACAUCUCUGCCUUCUCCAAUGGUACAAGCUACUCCUCCUCCAAUAGCAGCACCACAUCCGGUUCACCUACUGACUCCUCUGGCUCUGGAAUGGCCCGGGGGAAACGCGAUUGUGUGGUCUGCUUUGAAAGUGAAGUGAUUGCAGCCCUGGUACCAUGUGGGCACAACCAUUUCUGUAUGGAGUGUGCCAACAGAAUCUGCGACAAGGAAGAGCCAGUGUGUCCAGUGUGCAACACACGUGUUACUCAGGCUAUUCGCAUCUACUCAAUGGACCAAUUGGUAGGGUGAUGAAUGGGCAAGGAAGGGAAAGUAAACAUUGGUACUUGUCUGAAAACUUCCUAAUGCUAAAACAUGACUGUUAUGUAGUUGGAUUCGUAGGAUUAGACUAUGGGUUUUCUGUAAAUUUAAAUAAGUUGGGUAAUUUUUGAUGGGGAAACUUGUUUCAUGGAUCACAAUACAAGAUGGGUCAGCUUGAGUAUAAAUGCUUUGAAAAUGUUCUUCUAACCAAUGUGAAAGUGGUCUUGAGGUGUUUAUGUUAGUAUUUAAGUUGUGCCACUUUCUUUUAUCUUGGGUGUAUUCUGGAUAUACAGCCUCAAGUCUAGUUAAAAGUCUCUGCCAAGUUAGCUGAUCUCUACCAUUGCUAAAACUGAUUUCAGUGCUCUUUAGUUAUUCCUACUGGAAAUAUCUAGUUGAGAAAACAAUUUGUUUAUUAUUUUGAAACCCUCUGACAGUUGUCUUAUUUUUAACUUUCCUUUUCCUUCCCGCAGUUGUUGGUUCAAACUUGGAUAAGGUAUUGGAGUACUGCAAGCACCUAUGGAACCCUAGCACAGUAAAGAAUUUAAGGAGAGGAAUACAAAUUGGGGUUGGGAUCAAAGCGUAGAAAUAUGAUGGAUGUGAAACUGCAGUGUCAAAUUAGUUGGACCCAGGGGAAAAUAGAAGAUUUAUUGUUCUGUGGGUAUGGAAGAUCUGGCAGUUAGUGAAUUGUUGCAGGUAGUUUUUCUGCCUUGCCUCAAACUCUCAAAUACAAUUUCAUUAACAUUUUAAAAAUGUUGAAUAUUGUCUGCUAGUAAAAGAAAUUAGUCAUUAUAUAUUUGAGAACUACAUUAAGCCAUUAGCGUAUGUGUCCUGCACAUACCAUUUGUCUUUAACGAAAGACAGACCAACUUAGUGAUGCACAAAUGUUUGCUGAUCAGUUUGAAUUACAUACUGAAAUAGUUGGGGCAGUGGGGAGGAAAAGCAGUGUUUUCUAGUGGGGUGUGAUUUGGGUGUAGUGAUGGUAAGUGAAGGACUCUGCUCUUUUUGGGUUUUGAUCGUCAGCCAGUUGGCAAGUAAUCUGAACCCAGGCUGCUGGAUGGGAUGUCAUUGCUUUUCGAGUGAGACUUGAGAUUCCUUAGCUCAUUCCCUGUGGGGAAGUACUUGGCUAAUGAACAGUUAAGUGAUUAUUUUUUUAAAUAUUAUACAUAAACAUAGAUGAUGGAUUAUGGACUGAGUCUUACUACUCAAAGAGCUGCAAAUCCCUGCCAUUGAAGAUUUUAAAACAUUCAGUAAUCUUGUAGGUACUAGUCCAGAAGUGACUAGUAUUUGCUUCUAACCAAAAACUAUCCCCAUACCUUGCAGGUGACUCCAGUAACUUUUUUUCCCUAAAUAAUACUUUCUCUGAACACCAUGAUUUAUUUCAUUUCCUUUGCUUUUCUAAACUAGCCAAUAUUGAGCAGUAACCACCUUCCUUCCCUUAAGAACAGUUUAGUCAGCUGUUCAAAGCUUUUUUUUCCAUUGUUUAUGGGAUGUGGGCAUUACUAGCAAGGCUCUUAAUGCCCUGAGAAAUUGGAAGUGGACUACCUUGAACUGCAAUCCUUCUGGCAAAGAUAUUCCCAUAAUCCUGUUUGAUUGGGUGUUCCAGUAUUUGGAUCCUAUGAAGAAGGAAUGACAAUGUAUUUACAAAUUAUGUUGGGAAACCCCCCCCCCCUUUUUGAGGGGAAGACUCUUAAUGACUAUCAUUGUUGGAUUAGGAUUUGUAACUAACAAAUGAAGGGAAUCCAAACUACAGUGCAAUUAUUGUUUAUACCACAUUGACCCAUGUGCCCAUCUUGUAGCACUUCAGGAUUUGCUUAUUUUAAGGAAUGAACUACUUUGGGAUAUGUGAAUUUAUUUUUUUGCAGAUUUUAUUUCUGUUCCCUAAUUUUGACAAGACUAUGGACAAUUCACUACCAUGAUUGAGCCAUGUUAUCCAAAAGCUUGAGUUUACAGCACUGAUGGUAACAGAACUGUCCAGUGAAUCUGGAGGUCUGAGUUUCCUAUAUCUUCAUAUCUUAGAUAGCUUAGGAGGCAGUGAUGAAAACACUAUCGUUGUAGCUGGCUGAUUAAGUUUUAAUUGAGUUUUUUUUUGCCAUGGUAUUUGUAGUUCCAUUCCCACUGCUGGUUGUAUAGUAGCUCUACCAAUGGGGGAGGAGGCUGGUUAAUUGGACCAAUUUGUUUUAGUUACAUUUUGGCCAGGCUGGUUUUUAUCAUAUAAUCUUGUGUAAAAGUUUCAUUGAUUUUUAUCUGAGUUCUUCAGAAUGACUGGGAAUUUUUAUUUUCACAUUUUUUUCAUGUUAAUAUGUUAAUUGCUGAUUCUGGAGUUAGAUAACUGCUGAAAUUGUUUUGGUUUGGAUGCACUUGUACCUACUUAUUAUGAUCACAGAGAUGCUGGAUUUGAAGUGAGUGAAAGGUAUUAACAGGACCAAGAUGUAACAUGAAUUGAGCCACACAUCUUCACACAUUUUAAUGAUUUUUGGGGGCAAUAGUAUGAUUUUAGUUGCAGCUUUUUUUGCAGAUUGAUGAAAUCUGUUUGAAACAGACCAAUGAUCCCUACAACUUCUUUCAUUUUUCUCUAAAUAUACAUAAACUGUCAGUAGGUUGGAAAAUCACUGUCCCAUAUAAUUUUUGAAGAAAAUGGCCAAGAGUGAUCUGCAUCAUUGAUUUGCAGCCAGCCUGAUGUUUUUUCUUUUGAUAGCCAGUUUUUCUUUAGGGCACCUAUCUGGAGGCACAAUUGCUGAAAUUUUCCAUUUGUAAAUUUCUUGGAAGCAGAACUUUCAGUAGACAUCAAUUUAGCUUUCUUACAACUGAUAAAUCCUAAGACUGAUUGACAGAUUUUGCAUUUGGAGUUUAUGGUCAAUGACAGUUUUAACAGGCAGUACAUGGAGAAAUAAUUUGCGGCCUAAUUUGUAACUAAUCAAAAUGUGCAUUGUUAUUCUAAGUAUCUCUGGAAAAUUCCAAGAUACCAUCAAAUAUCCACAAUUGUUUGACUUCUGUGGUGUUACCCACUCAAUGUUUUUAUCAAAUCCUACCCUGUUAAGGAUGGGAGCUGUGUAUAGAGAUGGAAAUUUGUGAGUUUUAAAAUGACAGCACAUCAACUAAACAGUUUAAACCAUGGGAGGCCCCAAGAAAAAAGUUCUCACUGAACUCUGAUUAGAGCUGCCUGCAGCAGAAAUUCAGCAUUGUUAAUUUUUAAAUAGCAUUCCAGUUUUUCAUCCUUAAGAAAAGAUUACUAAUCUUUUUUCAGUUCUUACAAUAUACGCUCUAAGAUUUUAUAAGCAUAAAUGCUGUUUCCAAUUUCAGAGUGAUAGAACAAUUUUUUUAACCAGACAGUUAUGUAAACUAAAGCAAACUGCAUGCUUGCAUUUCCCACUCCGGCCUUGUAUAGUCUCAAUGCAAGUGUCUUGCAAAACUCCUUGUGAUGCAUUAUAUACUGUCUGUUAAAUAUGAUUUGCCAUUGGGUACAUUUUUGUGGUAAGUUUUAUAACCAGUUCCUCUUCCCUCCCAACACAAAAUAGAACUUUCCGAGGCUAGUAAUGAUUCACACUUCUGGGCAAUUUUCCUCCAAUUUAUGAAUCUGCACAUUCAUCAUAAUGAUGACAGAUUUGUCUCAUGGGGUAAUUAGCUGGAGAUGCCUGUCUAUUAAUUCCGCGCUCUCGCUCCCAACUUUCUGUUAAAACGUGAUGAUCAUUAAAAUGUGACUGUCUUUUCAACCAACACAACUUAGAUUGUUAAAGUUGGCAAGUGAAAGGCUUAGUUUCUAGUACUAAAUAUAAUUAUUACACUGUUAUGAAUUAUGUGGCCUGGUGCUUGAGUCCUAAUCAGAGGUUUGGAAGUUUUGCCCUAGAACUGUAUUCGCUAUACGUUGGAGGAGCUUCCAUUUGUCAAACAGGUUUGUAGUUUAAAUGCAACAUGGAAGUGAUAUAGAUCUCUGCUGUGAGUGAUUGGUGGAGUUAGUUUACCCACCAUUCACUGGAGUGGGAUGCAGAGCAACAAAAAGAAAAAUAGGGCAGGGAUAACAAAUCACUUAAAUAGAUCUGAUUUUUAAUUAAUCCUUGUAUGCUUAAUAAUGUAGAAGCAGGAAAGCAUGAAGUUUAAUAGUGCUCACCAACUUUGUGUGAGUGGUAAUGGCACAUGGAGCAGGAAGGUCUAGGUCAAUUAAUUUUUGUGCUGAACUUGAUGCCAGAUACGCAUCCCAAGUUAGUGAAAUGUGACUGGGUGUUUAGCAACUGAUUGCAAUGUGGAAUCAAGAAUUCCCUGCAAUUGAAUGCUUGUCUAAUGCUCUCAGUGACUGCUCUCCCACAAGUUGAUAACUACUUGAGUGAAAUAUGGGAAGCAGUGGACAUAUGGAUCUGGGCCCUGGCAAACAGGCAACCUCUUCAAAUGAGGAUGGGGAGAAGGUCAGUGAUGGGGGAACUCUUAAAAAGGAAAAUGGGUCAAGUGGAUUUAUUUGUCCUACUGCCAUGCAAGAACAUUAUUUUGUCAAAAUACAGCUAUGGUUUUUUUUGUUCUCCACUCAAGGGCAAGUUUAACUUCAGUACUUGUAAAUAUAUAUCCAUCUAGUAGAUAUACAAUUUUAUUUUUAUUUCCACUUGAAGUUACAUUUCGUAUUCAAAGUUUACAAAAAUAAAGGUUUUUAUUUCAAUUUUUUUCAGUAUGAAAAUUGCCUUGAUGGCAUUUAUGAUGUAAUGCAUAACUUCACUGCUAAUUUUUGCUUGUAGACUAGUUGAUGUCAGUAUUAAAAUUAACACUAGUUGCCAUCUUGGAAUAGGUAUUGAACAAAUGUUCGCUAAGCAUGUAUUUUGUAUUGGUAAAAUUUAAACUGCAUUAUACACUACAAUUGGAAAAAGCCAAGGAAAUAACACAAGUCUGUAUUAUUUCUAGUUCAGAAAAAAACACAAACCGAGAAUGGCAAAAACAUACCAAUAGAGUUUAGUAUUUGCUAAUUUUACUACACAUCGUUUGUUAUGUAUAUGUAGGGAAGUGAUAGGGAUACAAAUUCAAUUUAUUGAGUAAAGUUUAAAACCAUAUAUUUUAUGAUAAAGGGCCUUUAACUUAAUGUGGCCAAAGCACUGAUAUAUAUUUGCUGUAAAGAGAAUUAUAAGAGUUUUAUUUUUCUGAUAUUAAAAGUUACUUAAUAAAGACUGUUUCCAUUAAAAUUG